Mucor mucedo is the source of this 321-nucleotide messenger RNA. RefSeq lists its product as uncharacterized. Bases 1 to 321 code for a protein of 106 amino acids. The record is from RefSeq and is a predicted model, not a curated record. The transcript has a single exon. Lineage: Eukaryota; Fungi; Mucoromycota; Mucoromycetes; Mucorales; Mucoraceae.
AUGUGGGAGAAUCGCCUCGGCCUCAGGAAUACGUUGGAAGUAAAGAUCACGCUUAAUAGCAGUUGUGUGAAAAGUGCAAAAAAUGAUACCGGCCGGGGUCGAACUCUUAAACCCCGCUUUGAAAGACCGACGCUCUCCCCCCAGGCUAUGAUUCUGGCGGAGUCUCGUUUCAGCAGUGUAGUACAAGACACGCCUAUUACUAUUAAUACACGUGACUUUCACGUGACAUACCAUGCUAUUAUAUUUUCACGUCUAAAAUACGUUCCCAACCUAAACGGACCCGUUAUACACGUGUUUCUAGGCCAUAUAAACGUGCUUUGA